UCGUGGUAUAAGUGUGGAGGCUAAGCUACAUGUGGAGGGUGAAACGGGAGGCAUCCCCGACCCUAACUUUGUAAAACAAAUAUCACCUUUUACUCGAAACAACGCUAAAUUAAGUCUAAUUGUAAAUAAGGAUAAUAUCUUUUUUAAAAUGAAAGGUAGCCGGAUCGAGCUGGGGGACGUUACGCCUCACAACAUUAAGCAGCUUAAACGCCUGAACCAAGUCAUCUUCCCUGUCAGCUACAACGACAAAUUUUACAAAGAUGUACUGGAAGUGGGGGAGCUUGCGAAGCUAGCGUACUUUAAUGACAUUGCAGUGGGAGCUGUGUGCUGCAGAGUAGAUCACUCUCAGAACCAGAAGAGGCUGUACAUCAUGACUCUUGGUUGUCUAGCGCCCUAUCGUAGACUUGGAAUCGGCACAAAGAUGCUUAAUCAUGUCCUGAACAUCUGUGAGAAGGACGGGACUUUUGACAACAUUUACCUUCAUGUGCAGAUCAGCAACGAGUCAGCCAUCGACUUUUACCAGAAGUUUGGCUUCGAGAUCAUCGAGACAAAAAAGAAUUACUACAAGAGGAUAGAGCCUGCAGACGCCCACGUGCUGCAGAAGAGCCUGCGCAGUCCGUGCGCACCGUCCAGCGGRGAGCUUCGGAAGGCCGAAUAGGGGCACAGCGUUGGGGGGAUUGAAGCACUUAAUGUGCCCGCCAACACAGAAACAGAACUGUGCAAAUGCCCCGGGGUCAACAGGUUCAACAGUUUCUUCGGAGGACGCUAGACAGAAAACAAGUUUCACAUAUAAAAAUUGCUGCAGUUGUUUUGCAAACGUGAUUUUUUUUUUCUUAUUUUAUUGUUCCCUUAGUUUCAAAAAUUGGUUCUAAUGACAAAAAUAUGCCAACUUAUGAGAGUUUCAGACGUAGUGAGAGGUGGGGAUGUUGCUUGAGAAUCRUACUGUUUGUGUUUUGAAGUGUUUUUAUGCGGUUAUGAUACCCAGCAGGGACAUAUCGAUAUUUUUUGAGCAAAAGGCAAGCGUUUGAAAGAUCAUCACUGACUGGCCGGUGUGGAGUUGUCUCUUGGAACAAAUGCAACGCUUGUUCUCGCACUACCUGAACCCUGUGAUUCACGGGAAGUGGGUGAAACCAGAUGGGAAGAGCAGAAAUGUUUUUUCUUCUAAUGACACAAGGAAGGCUGAACGGUUUGGAGGUGGUGGGGAAGUAUGGUCGCUACUUUCACUUUUUAGAGGACUUUGUUUCCUGGCCUUUUAAUUUAAGUCCUAUCAAUUGUUGCUUUUUUAAUUUUUUACACUGAGGUGGCAAAAGGUUCAGAGGUUCCCCUGGGUUUACUUCUAAAAGCAGAAAAUGAUCAGAUGUGAGAGCAAGUCAAUACUAAAAUGUUUCUAGGGCAGAUUGUUUGCAUGGGUUUGAUUUGGCCAUUUAGUUUCAAGUAGUGUACUGAGGGUGUGUGAGCAUGCUUGUCUCUAAACACAAAGUUUUGAGAUAAAGUGACUUCAACACCUUUGGCACUUUAUGUAGCCAUCUUUCAGAAAUGGUCUCAAACUUCCAGCACCAGCUACUUGUUAAUUCCCCCAUUCAACUGUUUUUUUUAAGUUAAAACAGAUUUUUUUUUGUUUUUUAAUAGGCUCAUGUUAAAACCCAGAAGAAGCUCUGAUACCUCUGCAUGCAGGGAGAGUGUUUUUUCUCCACUGUAGUAUAAGCAUGACAUUUUUUUCUUUGAAGAAUUUUAUCUUUUCUGGAGCUCUAUAUUGUAAGACUUUUUAACGUCAAAAUAAAGGAAUUACUAUUUGCAGUAAA
Molecule: messenger RNA, 1802 nt
Organism: Austrofundulus limnaeus
Lineage: Eukaryota; Metazoa; Chordata; Actinopteri; Cyprinodontiformes; Rivulidae
Gene: naa50
Product: N-alpha-acetyltransferase 50, NatE catalytic subunit
Biological process (GO): mitotic sister chromatid cohesion
Cellular component (GO): NatA complex
Molecular function (GO): acyltransferase activity, transferring groups other than amino-acyl groups
Source: RefSeq, a predicted model, not a curated record